Molecule: messenger RNA, 5240 nt
Organism: Rhizophagus irregularis DAOM 181602=DAOM 197198
Lineage: Eukaryota; Fungi; Glomeromycota; Glomeromycetes; Glomerales; Glomeraceae
Source: RefSeq, a predicted model, not a curated record
AUGUGUAUAAGAGACAGCCUAAAAUCUAAUAAUACUCAAGUUCCAAUCUACACCUUUGAGAAUUGGUGGAAUAAAAAAUGGAAAGAAUAUUUAGAUGAUCAGCAACCGCUGUUCGUUUUAACUGGUGAUGGUUCAACUGAACAUUUAAAGAUCGAAAAAAGUAAUGAUUAUGUUGAAGAUGAUGAUGAUUCGUCAAUCUCUGGAAUUGCAACAAAAAAUUCAUUAAGUUUGACAAUUGUGUUACGAGCUUUUAUCUUUUUUACUCUUCAUAUGGAUAUGCCUGUCGCACUUUUGCCUGGUUUUGAAUUUAGAAAUUCACAUGUACAUUCGUUCUUAAUUGAAAGAAGUGGUAAUGUUGAUCUUAAAACUCAAACGAAGUUAGCUGAUAUUGAGAAUUUUACUACAGAAGCGUUUAAGAAUUAUGACGAAAAGUCAAAGUGGAUUAAGGAUUCUGUUGAAAAAUUUGAUUUGAUAACACCUAUCAAAGAUUUAUUAACUUCCAAAGAAUGUUUAGACGUAUGGUCAAAUGGAGGGAAAAGAAUCGCUCUUGUUUUAUUAUCUUUGACGGGAGUCUUGACCAAUAAUAGUGACAAACCAGAUUUUCAUUAUCUAGCAAGAAUAUUUUUGCUUCAUCUUAUUCUAUUAGAUUACCUCCCUUUAAAGUCAAGAGUUAUACCACCAGUUGAUGAUGAUGAUGAUGAUAGUACAAAAGCAAAGACGAGAGUCGACCUCUUCUUGCAAGAUGUUUAUACUUAUUGUACUAAAAUUUAUAUCACUGACAUUCCUCGUGAGGAAAUGAGAAAUUUUCAAGAUUUAAAUAAUAAUCUUUAUGAUCUUUUAGAUGCACGACUUUUUGUAUCUUUAAUCCAAUUUCAGUGCGAUGGCGUGUUAAAAUUUAAUAAUCUUCCUACUGAAAUUAAGCAACAAUUUGACACUUGUUGGAAUCUUUUAGAACGAUUAUGCGAAUGUAAUGGGCUUAAUUCUUUAGAUAGUGAUAAUGAAAAAUAUAACAAAAAGUUUCGAAUUAAAUCUUAUCAAAAAUCACAUUUAGAGUAUGACAAAGAACCGAGCCUUCUUCCUUUUGAAUAUGAGUUCUUUAAAGGGUGUCUUGGGGAUAUGAAUUUAAAACUUUCUGAAGAUCCAGAUUUAGAAGCAGAAAUUGACGUACCCCGUUAUGGAUUAAUUGAAGACGUUGAUUAUGAUGAAAGCACAUAUAACUAUUCUCUAAAGAUAUCCAAAGGUCCCAAAGUCAUUAAGUCAGCAGCCUAUUAUGAGAAACAUAAAAAUUCUAUGGAACGGAAAGGCUAUCAGCAAUAUGUGAGGUUCUUGGAACAAUAUGCGACUUCAUUAAAUGGUACACAAGGAACAAGAUCGUCAUCAAAAUCAUCGAAAUCAUCAAAAUCAUCAAAAACAACUUCAAAAUCAGUUAAGAAAGAAGCUACUGGUACAAAAAAAGCAAGAGAAAAAAUUGAACAAGGAAGUCUAAAACAAUCUCGGAACGCAUCUGAUAAGUACCUCGAUGAUGCAUUAAUAGAAAUUUCGAAGGGCGGAAAUCUUGAAAAAACAGACAAAAUCAAACAUCCAUUUACUAUGCUCAGGGGACAAUUCAAAAAGUUGGAAUUCUUGUUUAAACUUUGGACCGAACAUUGUAUGAAUUCUCAGGUGAAAAUAUUUUAUAUCGCGCAAAAUUUCCAAUCCUUCUUUGACGAAAAAAUGAAAGAAAUCUUAGUUAAAGUUUUAGGUCGACUUAAAUUAAAUGAUUGUAGAAAACGCUUGAAGAAAUUGCCUACAAUUGCUCCAAAAGAAAAGCCGUUUAAAUUUGAUUUUCCCAGUGAUUGGACUGAUUUAUCUAUUGGGAUGUCUGACGCGAGAUUUCAAAUGUUAUAUGCUGAUGAUCCUCGAGUUCAACAUUUUAAGCCAGAUGCAUGGCAAGUUGAAGUUUUGGAUGUAAUUGAUAAAGACGAAUCUGCGUUACUUUGCUGCCCAACUUCGUCAGGGAAAACUUUUAUAUCAUAUUAUGCAAUGGAAAAAGUUCUUAAAGAGAGUGAUGAUGGAAUUUUGAUAUAUGUUUCUCCUACGAAGGCUUUGGUUAAUCAAGUAACAGCUGAGGUUUAUGGUCGUUUCGAGAAAAGCUAUGAUCAUGGUGAUAAAUCCACUUGGGGAAUAUACACUAGAGAAUAUCGCGAAAACCACGAUAAAUGUCAAAUUCUUAUAACAAUUCCGCAAAUGCUUGAAACGUUAAUUUUAUCUCCAGAACGUGCAUCAUGGGCUCGGAAUAUAAAAAGAAUUAUUUUUGAUGAGAUUCAUAUGAUUGGAUCAGAAGGUGGCGAGUUUUAUGAUCGUUUACUAUUAUUAAGCAAAUCCAUUCCAAUUUUGGCCCUUUCUGCUACAGUCGGGAAUCCAGAACCAUUUAAUGAAUGGAUAGCUAAAUCUAGAGAAGCUCGUAAACAAAAAAUGAAACUUAUUAUAACAAAGAAGAGAUUUUCAGAUUUACAACAAUAUGUGUAUUUACCAAAAUUUCCAUUGACGUCACUUAUUGAGACAACACUAUAUCCAAAAGAAAAACAGCGACAAAAUAAGAGUAUAAUUCCUAUUAAUCCAGUAUUCACAUUAUCAAUGAGUAUUUUAAAAGAAUGUGGAUUCCCUGGCGACAUGAAACUAGUUCCCUCUCAAUGUGUUCAACUUUGGGAUGUAAUGAAAAAAUACGUAGGUGAUAAUCCACCUGAUGGAUUUAACGAAUUAGAUCCUAAUAAAUACUUUAAAGAGAUCGGUUAUAUUGUCAAAGAUGACGCUGAUAAUUAUGAAGAAAAACUUAAGGAAGUUUUUGUGAGCUACGCAAAAGAUGAAUCUUUAAAUCAUAUUAUAAGAUCAACCAUAGAUGAAUUAGGAAAUGAUAUUGAAAAUGGAUUUACAGAAUUAGAAUCAACAGCAAAUACCACUCGAUGUGUUCAACUUUUUGGCGUAAUGAAAAGAUAUUUGGGCGAUAAUUCAUCUAAUGGAUUUGAUGAAUUAAAUCCUGAUAUAUAUUUUAAAGAUCAAGGUAAAAUUGCUAGAGAUGAUGUUGAUAAAUAUGAACAAAAACUUAAGCGAGUUUUUAUAAAGUGUGUUCAACCUUGGAAUGUAUUGAAAGAACAUGUUAGUGAUAAUCCACCUGUCGAAUUUGACAAGUUAGAACCUAGUAUUUAUUUUAAAGAUAAUGAUCAUAUCGCUAGAAUAGACGUUGAUGAAUAUGAACAAAAACUUAAGCAGGCUCUUGAAAAUCACGACACUGUAGAAUCGGAUAUUGAAGAGUUAGGAACGUAUAUUAAAAAUGGAUUUGCAAAAUUUGCAUCAACAUCUAGUGAACUAUCUAAAAAAUUUGAUGUUUAUGGGGAUAAAUUUCUUGAAGAGGGAAUUGUACCAUUGCUAUGUGAACUAUCGGCUCAAGAUAAACUUCCCGCUAUUUUGUUUCAUUUUGAUGAAAAAGGAUGUGAAGAACUUGCAUUUAAUAUUUUAAAACAAUUAGAAUUAGCGGAAAAAGAAAAGAGAGAUAAUGACCCAGAAUAUCAAGCUAAAAAGAAAACAGCAAUGAUGCGAAGAGAUACUUAUGAAAAAGAUUUAAAGAGAAAACGAGAUAAAAAAGCUACUACUGCUCCAGAUGAUGAACCAGAAUUAGAAGAAAAAAUUCCAUCCUUUUUUGAUUGGGAAGCCCAUGAUCCCAAUUUUACUUUCGUAAAUCAAAAAGGUCGAGUUACUUCAGAUGAAUUCGAAGAAAUUACAAAAUUUCUACGCGAUAAACCGAAAGAUAAUUACAAGUUAUUAUUAGCAGCAUUAGAAAGAGGUAUCGGAAUUCAUCAUACAGAUCUUCCAAGAAAAUAUCUAAGUGCGGUUGAGAUUCUUUUCAGAAGACGUUAUUUACAAGUAGUCAUUGCAACUGGUACUUUAGCUCUUGGUAUAAAUAUGCCAUGCAAAACGACUGUAUUUGUUGGAGAUUCAAUUUCUCUUACCGCUUUACAAUAUAGACAGAUGUCUGGAAGAUCUGGGAGAAGAGGCUUUGAUCCACUUGGUCAUGUAGUGUUCUUUGGCUUGACACAUACAAAGAUAGUAAGACUUCUGAUGUCAAGAUUACCAAAACUUUCACGUCAUUUUCCUUUAACGACGACACUCACUUUGCGUUCCUUUAAUUUUCUUAAUUCAUGUAAAACUAGAAGUGAGGAUGAUUAUAAUUAUGCUAAAGAUACCAUCAAAGGGUUAUUUGGUGAAUCUUUCUUUUUCCUUGGUAAAGAAUAUUUACCUGAACAAAUUAAAUUUCAAUUAAGAUUUUCUGUUGAAUAUUUGAGACAUGAAAGUUUUUUGAGUCCAAAUGGCAAAUUAAUCAAUUUAUCUGCCGUGGUUUCACAUUUGAAUUAUUAUGAGCCAAGCAACUUUGCAUUUGCUAUUUUAUUUAAGCAUGGCGUAUUUCACACAAUUUGUUCAGAGUCAAAAACAAAUGAAGAAAUCAUGAAUAGCUUGAUCUUAGUUCUUUCUCACUUAUUUAAUAGAUUGAAAUUACGUAAAAUUUCGGGAGAUUGGUAUAAAAAUAAUGACACUCCUUCUAAAAUCAUCCUACCUCCUUUAUCAGAAAAUAUUAAAAAUAUUUUAGAACAACAUAAUGAACGUAUUUUAGAGUUAUAUACCGAUUAUGUUAUAACUUAUGCAAAAAAUAAUGCCUCUAGAAUGGGACUUGAUAAUAUUUUACCUUUAUCAUCAAUUAAAGUUCCUUCCAAAAAUUUAGAUCAAAAUUUGUUGAAAGAUCCUUUAAUUUCUAAAUUUGGAUCCGAUGCUAUUUCAUUUAUUACUCGAUCUCCUUUUAUUGCAGUGUGUAGUUCUCUUGGUGAUAUCUUCAAUAAUUUAGAAGAUUUAACUAGUCAUCUUCAUAGUGAAAUAUAUUUGGAUCUUCAUAGUAUGCCUUUUAUUAAUACAGACGAAAUUCUUAAUGCGUAUAUUAGUGAUUUUUUCUCUCAUGGUCAUGAAAAAGCUCUUGUUGAAGCAAAUGGGAUAAGACGUGGUGAGGUUUGGCAGGUUUUAAAUGAAUUUUUUGGGGUUAUUUCAUCAAUAGUUAUUGCUUUAAGAAAUAGAAAUUUUUCUUAUGGUUUAGAAGAAAAAGAUGAAAUAGUUCUUAAAGGAUUUGAAAUGACUUUAGAACACUUUUAUGAAAAAUUUGUAAAGACUUUUGUAUAAAACGUUUAUUAAUUGACUUUAAAUUGUUUUUUUUUAUUUAC